Schizophyllum commune H4-8 is the source of this 1451-nucleotide messenger RNA. RefSeq lists its product as uncharacterized. NCBI's taxonomy places the organism in Eukaryota, Fungi, Basidiomycota, Agaricomycetes, Agaricales, Schizophyllaceae. Gene Ontology annotation, molecular function: DNA-binding transcription factor activity, RNA polymerase II-specific; protein dimerization activity; RNA polymerase II cis-regulatory region sequence-specific DNA binding. The transcript has 6 exons. Bases 45 to 1298 code for a protein of 417 amino acids. The record is from RefSeq and is a predicted model, not a curated record. Gene Ontology annotation, biological process: positive regulation of transcription by RNA polymerase II.
CCCGCACUCACCACCGAGGACGCGAAGGAGCAUAUCCCGCAGCCAUGGGCAGGAGGAAGAUCGAGAUUCAGCCGAUCCUGCACGAAAGGAACAGAAGCGUGACGUUUCUGAAGCGCAAGAAUGGGCUAUUCAAGAAGGCGUACGAGCUCGGCGUGCUCUGUAGCGUAGACAUUGCUGUCAUCGUCUUUGAGGAGAGACCAGGUCAUCACACCAAGCUAUACCAAUACGGUUCGAGAGAUGUCAGCGAGAUUGUGCAGAGACAUCUGAACUUUGACGGGGAUAAGGACACGAAAGGUCCAGGCGACUUCACGGGCGCAAAUACAUCGGCAGCGGCAAACGAUGAAGAGGAUGAAGAAGACGAGGAGGCCCCCGAUGGGACCAAUCCUCGAAAGCGACCACGUAUUGCUGGGCCUACUAACAUUGCCCCCAGUCCUGGGAGGGCUUCAGGAGCGCGUACACCUUCUAAUGAGGUAGCAUCAUCUCGUGCGCCAGGGAGCAAUACCCCCGCUCUAGAGAGCUCGGCAAACACCAGCCUUCCGCCUGUACCACCGGCUACUAAUGUCGAUUACAUGCAACCGCCGGCAUACCGCCAGCAAGGUCCGCCACUUCAUCUCAGUGGUUCCAUGUACCCGCCGCCGCAAAUGUCAAACAUGGCGCCCACCUUGUCUUCGCUACCUGUGUCCUCGGACCGGCACCUUCCCGCUCCUGGCUUCCUCAACCAGAGCGGCGGCGGCAGCUCCAAGAAUGUCAGGCCGCCUAGCGCAUACGAAAGCAGUGGAAACAUUGGUCAACGGGCCGUGACCAUGGACCAUCCUCCGACUGCUACAAGCUCGCGCUCUGGUGCCACAAACACGGAUGCCAAUACAGGCUUCAUUGCGCGCCCAGGAAGCGGUGCGUCGACAGGGUCCGGCGGUGCCGACUACAACGCGGGAUUCCAUCGAACGUACAGCGCCCCUAUGGGGUACGGAGGCAUGCCUCCAGGCCUGAGCGCGUCUGGCGGACGAUUCAAUUAUGGCGGUCCUGGUCCUGGCCCUGGUAGACGCACCCCACCAUCGUCGACGGGCGGUAUGAGCGGUCCUUCCGGCAUGUCGAACGCUGGCGGCGGCGGAGAUCGAAGUAUGGAUUGGCCUUUGCAUGGUCCUGGAGGUGGCGCCGCAGGAGGAGGUCCCUCUGGUGGACCUCCCGGCGGAGGAGGCGGAGGCGGAGGUGCUGGACAGCCCCCGAACGCUAGCAUGAAUUGGCUAGCCUUCUUGGGAAGCGGGAUGAACGCGAAGCAGGAUGGGAGCUCGAGAUCGUGAUGCGUAUUGCUUGGACUUUGAGGCAUGCCUAUGAGGUUGUCAGCCAUAUCCUUCAUGUCGGUUGAGGAUCGGGUCUUUUGAUUGGGUACAUAUAGAUGAUCUAGUACUCUACUCUUCAGAGGAGAAUGUCAAGCUUGAGAUUGCGGGGCAGAA